Soboliphyme baturini is the source of this 1506-nucleotide messenger RNA. The record is from the annotation of a GenBank genome assembly. Lineage: Eukaryota; Metazoa; Nematoda; Enoplea; Dioctophymatida; Soboliphymatidae.
AUGGGAAUGAACGGUUUUAAAGCAGGAAGUCAAAAGAAUCAAGACGGAAUCUACCGCGGAGAUCCAGAAGACAAAACUCUGAGACACGUGGAAAGAGACGUAGUAAUCCCUAAACGUGUACAAGAUAAAGUCGCCAAAGAAAAGUGUCACCUGGAAUACAAAGAGUUGAGUCACUGCUUGAAACUCUGUGGAAUUAAGAUCCAUCACUGUAAUAAACUGCGGGACAAAUUGAAUGCCUGUCUUCUGAAUUGGUAUUACGACCCGGAGUUUGUUCAGUCUUGUACUGAAGAAUACUUGCACGAUCGAUCCGAAUAUAGACGAACAGGUCACGCUUCAUCUCGCCUGAAGCAGGAGAUCAUCGACGACGCCAGACGUCAGCAUUUAAAUGGCAAGCGGCAUUUGCGGGCGCAGAAGCGCAAAUUCGCACAGGUGGAUCCGCACUUAAAGACGAUUUUUUUGUGCGGAUUUAAACCUUUCAGCCUGAACAAGAACUUGGUGACCGAAUACUUUCAAAAUCGGUUCGGUCCUGUUUCGAAGGUUACUAUAGACAGUAAUAAAGGAACGUUUGCUUUCGUCGAAUUCAUCGAUCCCGCUUCAGCAACGGCCGCGUUGGAGUUGAAAAAGCAUAUAAUUGAUACGAAAGUGAAGGACUUACCAGCAAAAACUGAAGACAAUAGAUUUCCUGUAAAUGAAAACGCAGAUGGAGAAGAACUGUAUAAUAAAUUAGACGUCAGAAUCCGAUCUUCGGCUUCUUUUGCGGAUCAGAUCGACGCGGUUUACGAUAUGUUGCGUCUGAACGACUACGCGAACCGCAUUGCGGUCAAAGAUCUGAUCGAGGCGCACAUAACGUCGUUCUUUGUUCCUUACCAUAUUUCGCUUCACAUAUACGGAUCUUCUACCAACGGUUUCGGGUCAAGGAUCAGUGACCUGGAUAUGACUGUUUUGUUCAGUGAUUUAGGCGAGGACGUUGUCAGUGGUCACGUUCAACGAGAGCCGGAUUAUCUACUGCAAAUCGAUGUCGGUGCGCUUGCGAAAGAUGCGCCUAUAUCGCAAAACGAACUGAAGUCUCUGACGCAUGCUGACGCUGUAACGUUGCUGUAUAGAAUACUUAAACUGAACAGUCGCCUGUGUAAUCCAACUUUGAUAAUAACCCGCAAGUGUCCUAUUGUUCGCUUCAAUUUCUGCCAGUAUCUAUGUCAGUUGUCGUACAAUAACGUUUCGGCGGUUAACAACACUCGUUGGCUGCAUGAACUAUCACAGGUUUCUAAUGACUGGCUGCCAAAGCUUGUUGGUUUAGCUCGCUACUGGAUUUCGAAAUGCGAGAAAGUGCAGGGCGUGAAGUCAGACAUGGACGGGUACGCAAUAAUGUUAUUGAUGAUAACGUUUUUGAAGCUUCGUGGUUUGGCGUCGUAUUCAGUGGAGUCGAGCAACGAUUCAGCCGAAUCUGCUUCACUGUAUCAUUGGAGCAUAUCCAACGAAAAUUUGAUGUUCUUCGUUGUGAAUUGA